AUCAUCAUUGUAAGUUUAUGUCUGUGUCUUGUUACAACCAUUUUCUCUUACACAAAGAUAAUUUCAACUUUGCGACAAAGUCAAAUUCUAGUUCACAGCCAUAAUGUCAGUGUUGCUGGACGACAACCGAGACCAUUAAUUCCAUUGAACAUAACUCGAUACAGAAAGGCAGUGUACAGUGCACUGUGGGUGCAGGUAACAUUGGUUGUUUUUUAUUUGCCGUAUGGUAUAGUGGUAGCUUUGACAAACCAAAAUGAGAUUUCCGUAUCAUUUUACCUCGCCAGACAAUUUACUGUUACUUUGGUUUACUUAAACUCAUCAUUCAACCCUUUUCUCUAUUGCUGGAAGAUGAGAGAAGUGAGGCAAGCUGUGAAAAGCACCAUAGAACAGCAUUUUUAUUGUUCAUAGACCUAACGAAAAACCUCUCUUUAUAAAAAUCACUGAUUUAUUAGAUUUGUAUAUUUCGUUUGAUUGCCGUUACUAUUAAUAUCUUUAGAUAACGAAUUCUUUUUUUAGAAGCAAACCAUUUUUUAAUUUGAACUCAAAUAAACGUCUUCGUCUUAUUUUUAAAUGGUUUUACAAGGUAAUAUGUUUAAUCGUGUUCUUGUUUAUGAAUCUGAAUACAAUUAUUAAAAAUAAUGCAAAAGGCUUCCUCAUAGGCAAGUAUUACUUUCUUAGGAUGGCAAUGCAGUGGCCAACUUUAACACAUUAACUCAGACUGCUUAAACAAUGUUAACGAGAAUGAAAAAGAAAUCACCGCACCUCGGGAACGGACAAGCUCCUUUUCCUCUUUGCGUUUUUGUUCUUGUUUUCGUUUUUUUUUGUUUAUGUUUGAGUGGUUAAAGUCUUUAAAUUCUGGCAAAAUUACAACCCUUAUCAAUUACAAUGAAAGCUAAAAUUUCAAAACUUUUCUAUGCAAAUCGUGUUGUUAGAAUACGACAAAAAAAAAAAUAGUUGAUUCUAAAUUCAAUUUUAUAGGCCAUUUGCACGAUGAGUUCAUUUUACUACUUCGACUAGAAUCCUUCAGUGUUUUUCUUUCUGUGUCUUUUAAACCUCGCUGGGAUUACCAACUUUGAAUAUGAGGGGGAGAACGAAAAGGUUUCUGGUCGUAAUAGUAAAAUGACGCCAUCGUGCAUAUGGUCUAUUGUUGAAUGAAGUUGACGUUUUUUCUUGUCGGCCAGCUUGUUUUUGACUCCAAUCAUGAUUUUUUCGCUAAGGAAACUCGAUCGCUUUUAACUUUGUUUACUUACCUCCCUAAAUUUCAUGAAAUAAUACUUUUGACCCCUGUUUGACCAUCCUUCUCGAGCUUCGCGAGGUUGUUCGAUACAUGUACGUAUUUCUUGUAUAUCAAUUAUUAAAAUGGGAAAAGGAAGUUACAGAGACAGAAGAUGGUAGUCAAAUUAGAAUUUUCUGAAGUUGAACACAACACUAAAAACAGAAGAAGUGAGAAGAUAAUUAUUACAACGAACGUCUUCAAAUCGGUUUUAUGACAAGACAGGUUGUCGGAACCUUCGUCUUUGUCAUUAAGAAUUCAUUUGCAGCUGUUUAAACAUACGAUACAAAAUCCAUCAUGCUGGAGGCAGUUGGACCUUGUAGAGGGAAAAGAUUUCCUUUUUAAUAACCAAAUGCAGUUAAAUCGUCACCCUACUGCGGUGUUUGAUUUUACAGAAUAGCUUUUUUGCCAACUGCACGAGGCCCAUCAACAAAGAACGCUAUGUUUACUCGCAGAGACGUGGCAUCAAGACAUCUAACUGACGGCGAUCAGGAAAUUGUAAAAACAACCAUAGGAAGUUCUUGCUCAAAUAAAGUCAACUAGAACCAAAAUGAAGAGGUUAUCUUUCUUUCGGCGGUGAAUAUUUUGAGGUCAGUAAAUGCGUUUCUGGGAAACACUCUGCGAGAUCUGAUACUAGUCACUCUACACAUUCAAGGAGCUUCACUUCAUCAACCGUCCAAACUUCUGACCCUUAAGGUGUUUCGAUGUAGUUUUUCAGAGGCCAUACCGAUAUUUUUCAAUCGCUUAGAAGUGAUUUUAUCCUUGUCUGAUCGCCAUAAAAAUUUUCACCAAUGAUUGACUAUAGAUUGAAGUUUGUCGAAAUGUAGGUUUUAGUAAAAUCGAUAUUACUAUGACUUACAAUAAACAAAAACCUUUGAAAUUAAUAAACGCUUAAUUUUGCGCGAUCUAGACCAGCUACUGAAAAUCCAACUCUAGGAACUUAAAGUUUGGAGUUUAGUAAAUAACCUCGUAAGAAGUAAAAAAUUCUGUAUGUUUGAAUUCGACUAAAACGAAAAUAUAUUUCAAACCUUAAAUUUUCAAUAGCCGUGACAGAUUAUUUAAUAAAAACGUUAUAAAUCACUCAAAUUAUUCUUAAGUAGCGUCAGAAUGCUGCUGAAUAUCAUUAUUUCGAUGCUAGGAAAUUUUGGUGUAUUUUCGUUCUUGCGAUCUUAAAAACCAACCCGUUUUCUCACCACCUGUCUAAGUGCAACUUCAUUCAAAAUUUAGACUUUUAGCGCUUUUUUGUAUAUCUCUGAAACGACUCGAGCGAAUUUUUUUAAAAUCUCUUCACAUAAUCUUCAUAAUGUAUGUAAUAAUGUCUGAAACUUUCAUUAAGAUUGAUUCACUGCAACACCUUGAAACUUCAAGACAAACUUAUCCUACUUACCGGUCAAAAAUCCGCGCCAAUCAUUGGUCAAAAUUUUAUGGCGAUCGGACAAGGAAAAAAACACCUUUAAGGGCUAUUGGAAAAUAUAGGUAUCUAAUGACCUCUGAAAACCUGUAUCGAAAAACCUUAAAGUGGUAAUAUAAAAAUGCUGCACUUAAAUAUCAUUAAAUAUGGGACAUGACUUGAUGUAAAAUCAUGGUCGCCAUUUUGGAUUUUACUGAAAGUUCAGAUUUAUCAAACAAACUAACUCUGAAAUUAUUUCUCAUUCUUCAAUUGUUAAAUAUGUUAAAUUAAACGUACGUAAUUGCAAAAGGCGCACUUUUAGAAGUUGCCUGGCCUCAUGCAACGUUUAACUUCAAAUUUCGUAAUUAUAGUAACCUCAACAGAUGUUGUCACUGUGGGUCUAAAGAAUAAAGAAACAAUUUCUGAAGAUCAGAGGAUCUGGAGAAAAUCCUCUUUUAUGGGGGGGAAGGGGGGAAAUCGGAAAACCAAAAGAGGGCAACUUCUCCCUUGUAGAAGGGCAUGAUCUCCAGUGGAUGAGCAAACACAAUUUGUAUCCGUCAUUUAGUUUACUUGAUAUGGCAACAGCCGUUUAAUUGUACAAAUGUUCUUGGACUAGCACAGGAUUCGAGUCAAGGAAUUACCUUUUUCGUAAGUUCACCUCCCAGCAAGAAUCAGUUUGCGCAAAUUUAAGAUCGUUAUUAGCCGACAUUGAUAUUCCAAUUAGUUUUGAAAACGAGCAUACUGAAUACUACCUGCUAUGUACAGUUCUUUAUUUUGUUUUACGUAAAAUUAUGUUAAUGUACAUGAUGAUGUGCUAGGGCUUAUGAUAUUCGGUGUUAUUCCCCGCUACCUCUGGCACAAAAUUUGUCUUUAACUCGGUGUAUUAUCCUGGGUAGAUUUCAGUUCUUUGUUAAACAAAACUCGUGAAGGUUACAGGUUUUUACAAGAUGAAGACUGAUGAGCCCAAAAUUUCCCCACGAAUUAAACAUAGCAUGUUGUCGAACAGUGUUUUUUGUCUUUAAAAUUUUAAGACAUUAUUUUGUCAAAAAUAUGUAAAAUUCGUUCCAUGGUCGUAUUGUAGUUAAGAAAAGCAAGUCGUGAACAAAAAAGACAACGGAAAUCAGGAAUUAAAAAAAAUACGGCGAUCACUUUUUCUUGAAAGAAAGAAGUAAAACUCUAGCAAGUACAGUGGCGGAUCAAGAAGAGGGGCCUAAGGGGCCCGGCCCCCCGCCCCCUUUAUUUUUAGACCAAACUGAGGCCCAAAGGGCCGAAAAAAAUAUUUUGGAGACUGCCCCCCCCCCCCCCCCCACAAAUUGGUGCCCCCCCCGAAAAAAGGGGGGGGGGUUUUUUUAAAAAGGGAAAAAUCCCACCCCCCCUUUAAAAAAAAAACAACAAAACCCUUUUGUUUUUUGAGGAUUUUUUCGCCCUCUUGUUGUUUUUUUUAAAAGUGAGAAGGAGAAACACUUUCUCCCCCUACACACACAAACCCUANUCAUUUUGAAAGCCUGUCUCUCACUGUCUGAGAUCAAGAAAAAUAGUAAUGAUUUAUAGUUAAAUAAGUCCCACCAGUGCCGUAGCCAGACCAAACGGCCAACCGAGGCAGGCGGGAGUUGCUAGGGGGGUUCGGGGGCAUGCCCCCCCCCCCCCCCCGAAAAUUUUAAAUUUUUUUUUCCGGAAAAGGGGUUUUGCGGGUUUUUUGGGCGUUUUGGGUAUUUUUUUUUUUGUUUAUUUAAUGUGGAUUUUAAAAAAAAAAAAAAAAAAACACCAAAAAAAACGGGGGGGCAAAAAAGGGGGGGCCCGGGGGGCCCCCCCCCCCCCCCCCUUUUUUUUUUAACAAAAAAGGGGCCAAAGGGGGCAAAAAAAAAUUUUUGGGGGCCCCCCCCCCCCCCCCCCCCCCGAAGAUCUGGAUCCGCCACUGAAGUAAGUGGGAGAUGUUUCAUUAAAGAGGAGCAAUUCCCAACCGAUCUGAUUAACAAUAGCGAAUAAUCCUUUUGUGCUUUGAUGAAUUUGUCCGUCCACUUGUCUGAUUAAUUAAGCACCAGAGAGGAUAUCUUCUCUUGUUAAGCAUAAUCCUGGGAAACUUUCGUGAAAUUUAAACAACAAAAUAUAAUUGCUCAUGGCAUUUCAAGCUCGUUAGUUGCCGUUGAACUAAACCCACUGGUAAUAAGAGCUCAUCAAGGCAAAAUUACACGUAAUCCCACUAAGCCACUUUGCUGUAGAGUCUGGCACGCAAAAGAAUACGCUUUUUAUAAAGUGAAAGAGACUCGAUUGCUCGUCUUACCUAGAUGUGUUCUUAAUCGUUAUUAAUCGUUAUAACGAAAUGGCAGAGGAAAACUUUACUCGCGAUAAUAAUCAGAGUACAAUUCAAGAAUUGUAUUGCUCGGCAGAAUUUACCGGAGAAGUACAUCAAGAGUUAAUCGCCCUUUCAGUGGUAAAUAUCUUUUUGUCCACAACUGCCGUUCUGGGGAACACUCUGAUCCUAGUUGCCCUACACAGGGCAUCUUCACUUCAUCCGCCGUCCAAACUCCUUUGUCGCAACCUAGCAGCAACUGGCCUCUGUGUUGGUUGCAUUGUAGAGCCGCUGCAAGUUUCUUAUUGGAUAUCUGCUGUGGAUGAAAUAUGGAAUAUUUGCCAGUUUACAGCUGUGGCAAAUUAUAUCACAGGAUAUAUUUUAUGUUCAGUGUCCCUACUUACUCUGACUGCUAUAAGCGUGGACAGACUUCUUGCGCUGUUGCUGCGACUUAGAUACAGACGAGUUGUAACUCUGAGGAGAGCAUACAUAACUAUAAUUGUGUUUUGGGUAGCGUCCAUUAUCGGUACUUUAACUAACUUUUGGAAUCCUCUCAUAACGUCAUGGCUGCUGUACAUAGAGACAGCUUCGUGCCUUACCACCACAAUUUUGUCUUACGCAAAAAUUUUCUUCACUUUGCGUCAUAAUCGAACUCACGUACGAGGAUCUUUUGCUCAGAGACGACCGAGUAAAACAAUUUCACCUAACAUAGCACGAUACAGAAAGGCUGUGUCAAGUGCUUUGUGGAUGGAAGUAAUAUUUGUUGUUUGUUAUAUGCCUUAUGGUAUAGCCGCAGCUCUGACACCUCAAAGAAGGAUGCCUUUAUCCUUUUACCUCGCAAGACAAUUUACGGCUACUUUGGUCUUUCUAUACUCAUCCUUAAACCCGCUGCUUUUUUGCUGGAAGGUCAGAGAAGUAAGGCAAGCUGUUAAAGACAUACUGAAGCAACUCUUCUGUUUAUGUUGUUAG
Porites evermanni is the source of this 5922-nucleotide messenger RNA. NCBI's taxonomy places the organism in Eukaryota, Metazoa, Cnidaria, Anthozoa, Scleractinia, Poritidae. The record is from the annotation of a GenBank genome assembly.